This is a messenger RNA of Perkinsus marinus ATCC 50983, 900 nucleotides long. RefSeq names its product ADP/ATP transporter, putative. Gene Ontology annotation, biological process: transmembrane transport. The record is from RefSeq and is a predicted model, not a curated record. The coding region runs from base 1 to 900 and encodes 299 amino acids. NCBI's taxonomy places the organism in Eukaryota, Perkinsozoa, Perkinsida, Perkinsidae. The transcript is spliced from 6 exons.
AUGCCCGAUAGAAGCCCUGUAGUCGAUACACGGUAUCUAUCCAAUUCGAUUCUAGCCUGCAGUGGUGCGAUCGCUGGUGCCUCGGCGAAGACGAUUGUAGCUCCCUUGGAAAGGGUUAAAAUAAUAUUCCAAGCUAGCUCAACAAUGAAGUAUCGAUGGUCCAAUGUGUGGUCCACGUUGUUGGAAAUUCAGCAAAGAGACGGUUUGGCGGGUUUAUGGAAGGGUCACAUGGCAACCCUCGUCCGUAUUAUGCCCUAUUCAGCAACUAACUUUACUGUAUUCGAUAGGCUUUAUCGGAAACUGCAAGACACUCCAUAUAUAACUCAGCAUGUCCCAGCGAUGCUGAUUCGUUUUUUCAGCGGUAGCAUCUCGGGGGCUGCUGCGAUUUGUGUUAGUUAUCCUGCUGAUGUUCUGCGAUCACGUUUGGCCGUGGAUGUUAAUGGUGAAUAUUCGACGUAUUCACGAGCCUUCAGGAAAAUACUACAUACUCAGGGAUUGCGAGGCUUCUACUCUGGCGUCGGCGCAUCCCUGAUUGGUAUUCUCCCUUAUGCGGGUACUUCCUUCAUGUGCUUCGAAACACUAAAGAGUUAUAUCACUGAGAAAAAGCAUCAUUGGUCUACGAUAGAUAAACUAGCUUGUGGCGCUAUCGCCGGUUUAGUUGCGCAAACUUCUACUUAUCCUCUGGAAGUUGUCCGAAGGCGAAUGCAAGUUCACGGAAGUGACGUCUUUGGUGGCCUCGGAGUUCUUCAGUCGAUGAUUCAUGUUGCUCGAACGGAGGGGAUCCGAAAUGGGCUGUAUAAAGGAGUGACGAUGAAUUGGAUAAAGGGCCCUUUGGCGGUUGCUGUUAGUUUUACUGUCAAUGAUUGCAUUAAAGAGUUUAUGGCUGAGAGAAGAGAGUGA